This is a messenger RNA of Eublepharis macularius, 2033 nucleotides long. RefSeq names its product V-type proton ATPase subunit S1-like protein. NCBI's taxonomy places the organism in Eukaryota, Metazoa, Chordata, Lepidosauria, Squamata, Eublepharidae. The transcript has 9 exons. The record is from RefSeq and is a predicted model, not a curated record. Gene Ontology annotation, cellular component: proton-transporting V-type ATPase complex. Bases 1 to 1110 code for a protein of 369 amino acids.
AUGCAUCACCGCUUGGCAGGACGGGUGAGGAGAAGGAGCGGGCAUGUGUGUGGGCUUCGUACCGCUAGGAAGCUGAGGAGUCACUGCUGGGAUCAGAAAUGGCAUAACAAGCAAUAUAAGAAGGCCAACCCCGUUGGGGGAGCUUCCCAUGCCAAAGGAAUAGUCCUAGAAAAAGUUUGGUUUGCAUUCCCUGACCAAGACCUGCUCCAAAGAAAUGGCCGACGAUAUGAUGGUGGUGUGAAGCCAAAACUUAAUUUACAACAAGUGACAAUUGCACAGGUUGUACAUUACAAUGUUAGCAGUAAAGAGAAUACAGAAAGAGAGUCCGUCAUCCACAGCCACUACAGCCCUCUUAAUGUCACAGUGAAUGGGAUCCCUUGCAUACUUUUCUGGGCCAGAAGAAUCAUGAUUAAGUAUCAGAAUCACACUCAGCUGGACCUAACAGACAAGACGUUUGGCGUUCAUGCAACUGUAGAUGUUGCUGAUUCAAACUGCAGUGAAGAAAAUGCUAUGCUUUCCCUUAAUUUUGGUGAUGUUGACAAUUUGAAGGGAUUUGUUAUCAGAUUUAUGCUGACAAACAGUUACUACAAGCUGUCCAUUCAAAACUGGUUUACCUUGCAUAGAAUCCAGCUCAUAUAUAACCAUUCUGUGCAAGUGACUUUCAAUGCAACCCGAAUACAUGCUCCAGCGAGUUAUUCCUAUCACUGCGAACAUGUUAGCAACCUCCAGAGGUAUGAUGCGCUGUUGAUGCCCAGCUCUACAAAUGAUGCAGCCAGGCUCUGGGAAGUUACUUUUAUUGACUUUCAGAUUCAAGGAUUUAACAUCGAAGAUGGACAGUUUGCUUACGCAAAAGACUGUGCCUCCUUAUUCCCACCAGCAAUUCUGAUGGGCCUAGUGAUGUCUCUGAUCUUGCUUCUUGUUCUGGCCUAUGCCCUCCACAUGCUGAUACACUUGAAAUCCCUUGACAGGCAUUAUGAAUGCAAAGCAUCUCCUGUUUAUUUUCCACAGAUGAAAGACAUUGACACAGCAGAUGAAAAAGAACCACUGAGAAAUAAUGGAAAUGAAGCCUAUGAACUUACAAGCCAACAGUACUCUAAAAUCUAUAUCUAGCAGUGUCUAUCUGUUCUGUGGCUAGGCAAAACUGCUCCUGAGAGACACUAGCAUCCUAUGGGCUCAUGUUGUGAGUUUUGAGAAUCUCAGCACUGAUAUCCAUGGAAAGAUUUCUAGUCUUCACGAUCGUGCCGUGAAAUGUUGAUGUACUACAGCAGCAGCUUCCUAUUUCUCAUAAAGCUGAAAAUAAAAAGAGCUCAGUUAUAUUAUGUUUCCAAAAUUUAAGACAAGUGUGUGCAUUUAGAAUAUUUUGUCUAAUGGCCAGGAAUGUGUGAGACUGAUAAGGCGGUGUGUUAAAAUAGCUGGCUAUAACACUCAGCUGGCAAAACAGGACUUCUCAUGCUUUGAAAACUGCCAGAACGCCUCUGAAAUAAAAUGGCACAACCAAAGAUGCAGAGCAGAAGUUAGUGUUUGGUUAGCCACUGAAGACUAUGCUCUUUUGGCUAUCACGCUGGGGUAUUCUGAAGUUACUGAGAUACUGAACUUAAAUUGAUCUGCAUUGCUCACAGAAGUUGGUUAGUAGCGAUGCUCUGCUGCUGUAAUAACAUCAGGCUUAAGGCCGAACGGCAGGGAUGCAUUUGGGCUAAGUGCUCCAAUGAGCUUUUCCUUUUCUGCAAUGUGUAUGACUCCAAAAUCAAAGCGUUGUUAACUGCUGAUUAUCUGCACAAUGACCUUUCCUUGUCAUGUUGCAGUUUGCAUCACAGAAAUUCAAUAUGUCCAUCAACUAGCAGCUGAUAUCCUCCUCUUGAAGACAUUCUUCAAACUGUAUCAAUUGUGUAUUGAUAUGCCAUGCAGAUUUGUUGUGGAUCUCAAUCUUGUGACAGUUUUCCAAGGGUCUCCCUCAGGUGGAUCAAAUUUCUUCUGUUUGUUAUAUCACAGUGAAGUUCUCAGAAUUUUGUUCCUGAUGUUCUGUUUUUCUGAUA